Diachasma alloeum is the source of this 2052-nucleotide messenger RNA. RefSeq names its product translocating chain-associated membrane protein 1 (gene TRAM). The transcript has 3 exons. Lineage: Eukaryota; Metazoa; Arthropoda; Insecta; Hymenoptera; Braconidae. The coding region runs from base 165 to 1304 and encodes 379 amino acids. Gene Ontology annotation, biological process: SRP-dependent cotranslational protein targeting to membrane, translocation; protein insertion into ER membrane. Gene Ontology annotation, cellular component: endoplasmic reticulum membrane. The record is from RefSeq and is a predicted model, not a curated record.
UGGCCAGUGUUGGCGUGUCGGUCCCGUAUGUGUGUCAGUAACUGGCCAAAGGCGUCAGUGUGACCCUGCAAGUGUUGUACUACGACUCGUAUCUCGUUGGUGUCAAUCAACUGUGCCGGCUCGUGCAUCAUUCGCCCCUCAGAUUAAUCAAUCGAGGCUUGAGGAUGGUUGCGAUCAAGGGGAGAAAGACGUCGAAUAAAAAUCCCCCAAUUCUCAGUCAUGAAUUCAUCAUUCAGAAUCAUGCUGACAUCGUGUCGUGUGUGGCGAUGGUUUUCGUGGUUGGGCUUAUGGUCCAGGUGACAUCCCCCUGGGCCUACACCUUCAUAGCCCUCCACCACAACGUCUCGGAGACAGCGGAGCCAGACGCCCCCUGGCAGCCCCAGAAAUACUCAACAGGAUGGAAGGACGCCUGUGCAGUUUUCUUCUACUUCCUCAUCACCAUCGUGAUGCACGCUGUAAUCCAGGAGUACAUUCUGGACAAGCUCUCGAAGCGUCUGCAUCUCAGCAAGAUAAAGCUAGCUAAGUUCAACGAGUCCAGUCAACUCCUCGUGUUCUACGUGCUCUCAGCCAUCUGGGGGAUCGACAUAAUCAUCAGAGACAAUCUGCUCCUGGAGAUGCCCUCCCUCUGGGUGAACUACCCCAGCCUCAUGUCCUUCUCCCUGAAACUCUUCUUCGUUGGACAGCUGGCUUACUGGCUUCACUGCUACCCUGAGCUCUACUUCCAGAAGAUCAAGAGGGAGAGCAUCCCCAAGGUCGUCGUCGAGGCCACUCUUGGGUUUGUCUUCACCUUGGCUGGGUAUCUCCUCAAUUUCCAACAUAUCACCGUUAUUCUUCUGGUUCUUCACUUCAUUGGAGAUGCUCUGCAGCAUGGCGCUCGUCUUGUUCAUAUUGUCUAUCGCAGGGAACAAACAACAAAGUUGGCUUUUGGCAUCGCAAACGCUGUCUACAUCUUCUCCAGAAUCUCGACAAUCCUCUUCUCCCUCCUCUUCUACGUCUACGGUCUGAGUCAAGUGGAAAGUACCCUGGACAUCUCAGCAGGCAUUUUCAACAUCCCAGCGAUAAGAUUCUCAGCCUUCGGUGCUGUCGCCCUCUUCCAGGCGUACCUCAUCUACGCGUUCAGCAAGAGGCAGAUCCAGCGAGCACGUGAGAACGGGGGCCCAGUGGUGUCCAAGGCCAAACCCAAGCAGCAGAAGCCCAGGAAGAAGGAGGGCAAGAAGUCAGCUGCCUCUGAGGAUGACGACUUGCCAGAAGUCGAUCAGGCAACCAAGAAGAAUCUUCGAUCGCGAUCAGUGAAGGCUAAAUAAAUGGGCCUUCGAGGGAAUUAAUUUCCCCCAGGCUGAUGGUCCCAUCUCAGGGAGAAUCAGCUGGGAAGAGUGACAAUUGGGCUGUUGCGUGGAGAUAAAAUAUUUGAUUCAUAUUUUUUAUUCGGAAAAAUACUGAAAACUGGAGAAAUCCUAGUCACUGAUGGAAUCAAAUUGAGUUAGUUGAGAAUGAAAAUAUACGUUUCUAAUAUUCUUCAUUCAAUCUUCAUGUCCAACAACAAUGCAUCCCAAUGCUAUUUUUUAGUUGAAUAGAAUGAAAACCCGAGGGAAUAUUUCACGAAACAAAGCAUAAUUUACUGAAUAUUCCGAGGGAAUCAGUUCAAUUAAGACUCAAUUAGCUUCGAGGUUUCGUACAUCACUAUAUCCAACAUAUUCAUAUUCAUAUUUAUAAAAAUGAUUUUUUAAGGACUCAUAUACACGAAGAAAGAGGCAAAGUGUGUUUUCAUUCCUGUCAACUACCGAACUUCUGUUAUUUAUUUUCAAACAGUGAACUGAGAGUAGAAAUGGAGGUGAAUACAAUUUAUCAUAGGAAGAACACGUCCAUGAAACAGAGACAGUGGAUAGAAGUAUCAAUUAUCGUGUAAAUAUUGAUAGUCAACGGAAUCAGGUCGAGAUGAAAUGGCCUAUGCAAUUGCAAUUUUAAUGACAUGAUAUUCGAAUUUUAUUGAUGCAGUAACAAUGAGGACAAUGUAAUGAAUCAAUAAAUUCUUUAUUUUUUGAAAUAAAUGAA